Molecule: messenger RNA, 1467 nt
Organism: Cladophialophora carrionii CBS 160.54
Lineage: Eukaryota; Fungi; Ascomycota; Eurotiomycetes; Chaetothyriales; Herpotrichiellaceae
Exons: 1
Coding region: 1-1467 (488 amino acids)
Biological process (GO): tRNA methylation
Cellular component (GO): tRNA (m1A) methyltransferase complex
Source: RefSeq, a predicted model, not a curated record
AUGUCAGGACUGUUGCGGCCCUUGAUAAGACUUCUUGGUUUCUCCAGGCUUCAGCACCGCAGUGGCAUUCCUGCCACCAAGCUCUUCCACAAUGCCGCUGCUGCUCGCGACGUGACGCGCUUCGCCGAGGGCGAUCGAGUGCUGAUCGAUGGAUCGAGACUCACCUUCCCGCUGGCACGGAAUGCCAAAUUCGACCUCGCAAAAGGCCAGCUCCAACUCAAUGACAUUAUCGGCAAGCCCGUCACGUCUACCUUUGUUCGCUCCUCGAAAGGCGGCCUGCAUCGAGUUGAGCUUCCCUCCCUGGAGGACUAUGUCACACUUACACCGAGGCUCGUGACGCCCGUCUACUCGAGCUAUGCCUCUACCAUUGUUUCCCUGCUUGACAUCCAUCCUGAGCCCGUUGCCGAGGAGCAUGCAGGAAACGAUAGUCCCCCGCGCAUAGAUAUCCUAGAAGCAGGAACCGGCCACGGCAGUCUCACGCUGCACCUCGCUCGCGCAAUCGCCGCGGCGAACCCAUCCCCUCCUACCGCCGAACUGCCCAAGUGCCGUCUAUACGGCGAUCUCACGGCCGUCACGCCCUCAACUCCUGCGGAACAUGAACGCUCCGAGGCGCCCACAUCCACAUCCACACUCACACAAACCUGGUCGCAAUGGAAGUCUUCCCGCCGGGCGGUAAUCCACACGGUCGAAGCGGUCCCUUCAUACAGCACCCACGCCGAGAAGAUCGUGCGCGGCUUCCGAAGAGGUCUAUACUGGCCGCAUGUCGAUUUCUACACUUCGUCGCUCCAAGACUGGCUUGUCCAGCACUCUCAUGGUAACACCGGCCAGGCGGAGUAUCUGGACUACGUGUGCCUGGACAUGCCGGGCGUGCACGAGCAGUUACGACACGUCGCCCCUGCGAUGAAGGACAACGGAAGACUACUAGUGUUUGUCCCUAGCAUCACGCAGAUUGGCGAAUGUGUCCGUGUCAUUGCCGAGGAAGGGCUGGGCCUGGAGAUGGGCAAGGUGCUCGAGCUUGGAGAGGGCAUCAGCAGUGGCAGGAAGUGGGACGUAAGGAUUGUCAAGCCAAGGAAAGGCUCUGCCUCUCUGGUUCAUGAGGGAGAGGAAAAGCGUGGUUCUGCCUCCCCACUCAACUCGGAAGAGAAAGAGGACGGCGAUGAGACAGAGCCAGUUGCAGUGGAGACUCCCGCAAGCGAACUGACAGACAGCGAAGGCGACGAUGUCAGUGGACCCGAGACCCCAAGCGAACCCGCUUCAGACAGAGAAGUCGAAAACCUACCGACAUCUCCACCUCUACCCACGUCCAAAGAUCAAGCCCCGGUCAUGAUCUGCCGGCCUCUCGUGGGCGAACGCACCUUUGGAGGCGGCUUCGUUGCCCUCUUCAGAAAGAUCUCGUUGACUUCGGUAGCAGCUGCAACAGAAUGGCGACAAAGCCAGACGGGCCGGGCGAAGAAGCGCAAUCGUUAG